AUGAAUGAUGGUCUACCUUCAGACUUGGAGUCGCUAGAUACACUAGAAACACAGCAAUCGAUAAGCUCGUCUGACCGAAACCAUGGACCGCGAUCCUUACAUCAUGAAAAUACAGCAAGAUAUCUCAACGAAGAGCAACAGAAUGAAGCUCAAAUAGGUACUAGCAGGAUUAGUUCAAAUCGAUCUAAAGUAAGUAGGGCUUCAAGGAAGGCUAGUAGGAUUUCAAUUUCAAAAAGGAGAGGAUUGCUUCUGCAACUUUCUCUCAUUCCUGAGUACGAAGAUGCUAGAGAUUAUCCCAGAAAAAUCAAAUUUGCAAUCGUUCUGGUUAUAGCAUUUGCGGCUGUUACUGGACCCAUGGGAACUUCAAUCAUGUUGCCAGCUAUUGACGACAUCUGUAUCGAUUUAAAUACGACGCAGGCUAUAGUUAAUGUUUCCGUUGGAAUUUAUCUAUUAUCUUUGGGCAUAUUUCCUAUGUGGUGGUCAUCAUUUUCAGAAAUAUAUGGUAGGCGAAAUGUUUAUUUGAUAUCUUUCUCCAUGUUUUUGGCAUUUUCAAUUGGCGCUUCUUUAUCGCCCAGUAUCGGUGCCUUGAUCAUAUUUAGAGUUCUACAGGGUGGUUGUUCUGCUUCUGUUCAAGCUGUGGGGGCUGGGACAGUUAGCGAUCUUUUCAUUCCAGAAGAAAUGGGAUUUAGUAUGGGGAUAUAUUAUUUGGGUCCUUUAGUCGGACCCUUUGCUGCUCCAAUCCUCGGUGGUGUGGUUGGCGAGGUGUGGGGCUGGCGAGCAACUCAGUGGGUUUUAGUAAUCGUUUCUGGAAUCAGUGUUAUGACUAUAAUGUUUCUUCUUCCAGAGACGUUGAGAAAAAGUGAUAAUAUUGGAGCUAUAAGUAAAAUGUUACAGGAGAAAAUGAAGUCCGAAAACGAACUGGAUAUAUCACAAGAGAUGGAGGAAAUUGAAAGAACAGUUUCUCAGCCUAGUAUACGUCUGACAUCUGAGUAUCCUAUGAUUGAUCCCGUCAUGCCAAGUUUAACCAGAUUAACCACAGAAAGAUCACAAUAUUCGAAGAAAAUUGUUGACGAAACUUUGAAACGGGAGUUAUCUCAAUAUAGUAAUCGUGCAUCGAAUGACGAAGAAGGGGCAAACAAAUGGAAGAGAUUUGGUUCGACUUUGUAUGAUUUAAUUAUAAGACCAACUCAUGCUGUUGUAUUAUUGACUUAUCCACCGGUUGCAUGGACUAUUACUUAUUCUGCCACAACUUUUGCGGUGGUGUAUUUCUUCAACAUGACUAUAUCAUAUGCAUAUGCGAAAGAGCCAUAUAAUUUCAGCUCUAUAAUAAUUGGUUUGAUGUAUAUCCCUAAUUCAGUGACUUACAUAAUAGCAUCGGUCUUUGGAGGAAGGUGGAACGAUAGAUUACUUAACAACUAUGCAAAGAAACAUAAUGGAAAUUUGGUACCGGAGGCAAGAAUUUCGUGGAAUGUAGUAACUGCAGUUGCUUUGUUUCCCGCUGCAUGCCUAAUUUUUGGCUGGUCUAUUAGGUAUGGCGAACACUGGGUUGUUCCCUUAGUUGGAACAGCAAUUUUUGGUUUUGCUUCAAUGCUUAUCAUUGGAGCUACUGUCACAUUUAUAGUUCAGUCUUUGCCAGGAAAGGGUGCCACUGGCGUUGCACUUAACAACCUUAUCAGGCAAAUACUUGCCGCUACUGCUACGUUUGUGGUAGAACCCCUCUUGAAUGCCAUUGGCCCUGGAAUUUUGUUCUCGAUUUUGAUGGGAAUUUUACUUGUUGCUUCGGUGUCAUUAUACAUCGUCAAAAAAAGAAGUCCAUACUGGAGAAAGCAUUCUGACUUGUCAAAAUUAUACAUGAAAUUAUGA
Priceomyces carsonii is the source of this 1863-nucleotide messenger RNA. RefSeq names its product Qdr3p (gene QDR3). Gene Ontology annotation, biological process: transmembrane transport; intracellular polyamine homeostasis. Lineage: Eukaryota; Fungi; Ascomycota; Pichiomycetes; Serinales; Debaryomycetaceae. The transcript has a single exon. Gene Ontology annotation, molecular function: polyamine transmembrane transporter activity. The coding region runs from base 1 to 1863 and encodes 620 amino acids. Gene Ontology annotation, cellular component: plasma membrane. The record is from RefSeq and is a predicted model, not a curated record.